AAGACCCCAGCCAUGAGACUUCUCUUCCUGGCCAUCCUGGGCGCCUGCUGCCUCACCGCAUGCAUUGUAGCAGGGGUGGGCAAUGAAGUCCCAGAGAGCAGUAUCUGUGUAAGCCUAACAACCCAGAGACUACCAGUGAGCAGAAUCAGGACCUACACCAUCAAGGAGGGCCCCGUGAGAGCAGUGAUUUUUAUUACCAGACGUGGCCUUAAAGUCUGUGCUGACCCAGAAGACAAGUGGGUGAAAGCAGCGGUCAAAAGCAUAGACAGAAAGUCCAACACCAGAAGAGACAGAAUUGAGCUCAGCCCUACCAGAACUCAGCAGUCCACCCAGACAGCGGUGUCCCUGUCCUGAUAGAGGCCUUCCAGUGC
Molecule: messenger RNA, 371 nt
Organism: Octodon degus (degu)
Lineage: Eukaryota; Metazoa; Chordata; Mammalia; Rodentia; Octodontidae
Product: lymphotactin
Exons: 3
Coding region: 13-354 (113 amino acids)
Biological process (GO): monocyte chemotaxis; positive regulation of GTPase activity; positive regulation of ERK1 and ERK2 cascade
Cellular component (GO): extracellular region
Molecular function (GO): chemokine activity; CCR chemokine receptor binding
Source: RefSeq, a predicted model, not a curated record